AUUUACUUGUGGUGUUUGUUUCUUUUGACAAAGUAAGACCUCUUUAUUUUUUACCCAUCUUUGCAACAGACUGCGCCGUUAGAAAAAAACAGACUGAGUUAUUUUUAGACUGGACUAAAGAGCAGAAGGGUCACUCGUGAACAGGUUAUAGAAUCGUAUCCAAAGUCCGUCGUGGAAAAUAAACUCUAGUGGGUAAAUAUUAGAGUCUGGGGUGGAACAUGUUGUUCAGAUUCGGGGUCGUCCUCACUCCGGAGUCCCAGGAUGUGGAGGUGUUUGCCGUGGGUUCCCGGCCUGAAAUGGGCCACUGGGAUCCGAACAGAGCGGUUCUGAUGACAGCCUCACAGAAGGUUCUAUCCACGCAUGAACCGUGUCUGUGGGUCUGUGACGUGGAGCUGGAGGAGCCGUGGACAGACCCACUGUGGUUCAAGUUUGUCAAAAGAGUCGGAGGCACUUACGUCUUUGAAGGCAGUGGUCCGACUCAUGACAGAUGCUGUUCGUUUGAGGAGAAGAAUGUGGUUGAUGGAGUUUAUUGUCACCCGAUUGGUCACUGGAUCGAACAAACGGGACACACAGAUGAGAUGAAGCACACCACCGACUUCUACUUCUCUGUGGCUGGGCAGAAGGCCAUGCACUUUUCCAGGAUCCUACCAAGGGUUUGGCUGGGCAGCUGCCCUCGACAAGUGGAACACGUGACCAUCAAGAUGAAGCAUGAACUGGGUAUCACUGCCGUAAUGAACUUCCAAACAGAGUGGGACGUGGUAAACAACUCCUACGACUGCAGGCGCAACCCCGGGGAAGCCAUGACCCCAGAAACCAUGAUGGAUUUGUACCGAGACUGUGGCCUGGUCUAUGUGUGGAUACCAACACCUGACAUGAGCACUGAGGGUCGGAUCCGGAUGCUUCCACAGGCCGUGUUCCUCCUCCACGGCCUUCUGGAGAACGGUCACACUGUCUACGUCCACUGUAACGCUGGCGUGGGCAGGUCCACUGCAGCUGUGUGUGGACUCCUCAUGUACAUUUUGGGCUGGAACAUGAGAAAAGUACAAUACUUCGUUACAUCCAGGAGGCCGGCGGUUUACAUCGACGAAGACGCACUGGUCCAAGCUCGAUCUGACUUCAUCCAAAAGUUCGGACAGCUUCGAUCAUCCAUCUCUUACCCUGAGAUCUGACAUUUGAAAAGCUGACGCAGAAUAUACUGAAGCGGCAGCUGCAAAAAGUUGGGAGGAAAAAAAAUGUUGUGAAGGCAGACUGCAGAAAGAAAAUAAACAUUUUGUUAUUUACAUUAAUGAUCCACUUUGACUGAGCGGCUUUUGAAAUGAAGUUCGCUGAGGAAAAAAGAUCCUUAGCUUUAAAAUUCAUGAAUCCUAUGACGCAGUUUUGCAUUUUCUGUAAAUACCCUGAGGGGUUUUUGAAAAGAUCUUUUGUUUUAGCCUUUUUUUUUUUUUUUUUUUUUUGGAAUAAUGUGUGAAUAGAGUUGACAUUUUAAGAAAGCGAAUUUCAUCUCACAACAAAGAAUGAAAGGGACGCGGCGCCGCAAAGAAAUAGCAUUAAAACAAGUGGAAAAUGUAACAAUAACAGAGUCAUUCUGCAGGGUGACAUUUCUCAUUCCGUGCUGUGACUGAAAGAGGUCAAAGAUGAAGAGGAAAAAUAAACUUGGGGUUCUCGUUCUGCCGUUUGCAUUCUCAUUUCUUGAGUAAAAUACUGUUAAAUAGCCUCUUAUGCUUCGUCGUGUGUCAUUUUAAGAAAUCCACAAAACAUAAAAUUCAUACUUGAAGCUGAAACGAACAAAAUCACUCCUAAAACCAAAAAAUAAUGACAAUCCCUUUCACUGUCUGAGAGGGUUACACAUCAAUAACACUUCUUCUUUAUUUAUUUAUCUCUCCGACAGAUGCUAUUCCAACCCAUCUCUUAAACCACAAAAACAACAUCCCUGCCAGACAAUUUUAAUGCAUACAUAAUAAGACUUUAUUGGAAUAUGAUUUGCUGUCAGUUCUGAACUUCUGCCGAGAUUAUUAUUAUUUAGGACACAUUGCUUUAUUACCUGUUCCUGAUUUAAGAAUAUUAGUCAACUGGGGC
This is a messenger RNA of Sphaeramia orbicularis (orbiculate cardinalfish), 2076 nucleotides long. RefSeq names its product EPM2A glucan phosphatase, laforin (gene epm2a). Lineage: Eukaryota; Metazoa; Chordata; Actinopteri; Kurtiformes; Apogonidae. The transcript has 4 exons. Gene Ontology annotation, cellular component: nucleus; cytoplasm. The record is from RefSeq and is a predicted model, not a curated record. Bases 219 to 1169 code for a protein of 316 amino acids. Gene Ontology annotation, molecular function: starch binding; carbohydrate phosphatase activity; protein tyrosine phosphatase activity. Gene Ontology annotation, biological process: protein dephosphorylation.